Daucus carota subsp. sativus is the source of this 1887-nucleotide messenger RNA. RefSeq lists its product as uncharacterized. The transcript is spliced from 2 exons. The record is from RefSeq and is a predicted model, not a curated record. The coding region runs from base 1 to 1887 and encodes 628 amino acids. Lineage: Eukaryota; Viridiplantae; Streptophyta; Magnoliopsida; Apiales; Apiaceae.
AUGGCUGCAAACGAAUAUCAAAAUCAUACUCAGCGUCUUCAUCAGGGAAAGGCAACAGGAAUUCUAGGUGUUGAUGCUACUACAGCCUUGACUGCUCAACUUAAGGCUCUUAUUAUGAAGGUGGAUUCUUUAGCUAAUUUUGGAGUUCAACCACCACCUACUUUUGUGAGCAACUUCCAGAGGUCUCAGCAGCCAGCUCCUGCCAAUUAUCAUCCCAAUAAUCGAAAUCAUCCGAAUUUUAGCUGGAGCAACAAUCAGAACUUCAUGCCACAACCGCAGCAACAGUUUCAGCAGCAAGGAGCUAGACAUUUCAACCCUUCUGGUUUUCAACAACAAUUUGCACCGACGCAGCAAUUCAAUCACCUUGGAUUCCAGCAACAAAAUCAUGGGGUGGUUGGACAAUCUUUCAAAGAAAGAUCUGCAUGGGAAGAGAUUAAACUAAUGAUUAAAAGCCAAGCGAUGUCAGUCAAGACUUUGGAGAACCAGAUUGGGCAGAUUGCUAACGCGUUGAUCAACAGACCACAAGGAACUCUUCCUAGUGAUACCGAAGCCAAUCCGGGCAAGAAAGAGGUGAAAGAACAUGUACAGGCAGUCACCUUGAAGUCCGAAAAGGUUACUAAGGAAAAAGAUUCAGCAACAGAGCAUGACAAGGAAGAGAACAAUCAACAGGUUGAAACACCCGUGCUCUCAUCUAAAUCUGAUAGUGAAAAAACUAUUGUUGAUGCUGACAAGAAAGAAAUCAACGAGGAGGCAAGCAAGGAAUCAGCUGAGAAGUCUAGUCCUAAAUCUGAUGAUGGGGUCAAGCAAGUAUAUCCACCUCCACCUUUUCCAAAGAGACUUCAGAAGCAUAAGCUCGACAAACAAUUCGCUAAGUUUCUAGAGGUUUUCAAGAAAUUACAAAUCAACAUACCUUUUGCGGAGGCUCUAGAACAAAUGCCGAUUUAUGCUAAAUUAAUGAAAGGUAUUCUAUCACGGAAACUCAAGCUUGAGGAGUUGGAAACUGUAGCUUUGACGGAGGAGUGUAGUGCGGUGUUGCAACAAAAAUUACCUCCGAAACUCAAGGAUCCGGGAAGUUUCACAAUACCAUGCACUAUUGGCAAGUUAUCUUUCGACAAGUGUUUGUGUGACUUGGGAGCUAGUAUCAAUCUGAUGCCAUUGUUUGUCUUCAAGAAACUUGGUCUGCCGGAGCCGAAACCUACAAACAUGUCCUUACAACUGGCUGAUCGGUCCAUCACAUACCCGAGAAGUAUAGUGGAAAACAUCUUGGUUAAAGUGGAUAAGCUCAUCUUCCCCACUGAUUUUGUCAUUCUAGACUUCGAGGAGGAUAAGAAGAUUCUCAUUAUCUUAGGAAGGCCGUUCUUAGCUACAGGCCAAACUUUGAUCGAUAUGCAAAAAGGAGAGCUUACAAUGAGAGUUCAAGAUCAAAGUGUCAUUUUUAAGGUGUUCAACGCAAUGAAAUUUCCAACAGACGAAGAAGAAUGCUUUAAGGUGGAGCCACUAGAAGUUGUAACAACUUCUGAGAUUGGGCAACAGCUAAGGCCAGGUACCUUAGAGAGAGUCUUAAUAGGGGAUUCUGAUUUCGAAGAUGAAGGAGUAGCAGAGCUUAAAAAUUUUCAAGAGCAUCUUAAACCAUCUAUUGAAAAAGCUCUCAAAAUCGAACUCAAACUACCACCGGAUCUCUUAAGUGAUGUGCAGUUUAGGAGGUUGACUCGGCGUAUAGAUGACAUGCAUGACAUUCACCGCCGUUUUGUAGAGGAUUUGACUCAGGCUCUUGGGAGUUCUUUUCGAUUCAUUGGUGUUGAGGUUGAUUGGCCAGUGUUUGGAGAGGGCAUGGUAUAUUCACCACCUGAUCCUCCACCCGAGGAGGGUGAUCCUCCCGACAUCUAG